Molecule: messenger RNA, 3786 nt
Organism: Coffea eugenioides
Lineage: Eukaryota; Viridiplantae; Streptophyta; Magnoliopsida; Gentianales; Rubiaceae
Product: LRR receptor-like serine/threonine-protein kinase GSO1
Exons: 2
Coding region: 1-3786 (1261 amino acids)
Biological process (GO): protein phosphorylation
Molecular function (GO): ATP binding; protein binding; protein kinase activity
Source: RefSeq, a predicted model, not a curated record
AUGGCAUUUCUGAGACAAGUUUUAUCAGUUCUUGUCGUAGUUCUAGUCAUCGUUCUUUCAAGUGGAUCAGUGUCAUGCCAGGGUGCAAAUUCUUCAUCAACUCUUCAAGUUCUUUUGGAGGUGAAACAGUCGUUUCAAGACCCCCAGAAUGUGCUGCAAGAUUGGUCCAUAAACAACCCAAAUUUCUGUACAUGGAGAGGUGUCUCAUGCGCAAGAAAUCCAGCUGAUGGCUCACUGCAACUGGUGAGUCUCAAUCUUUCAGAUUCUUCACUUGGUGGGACAAUAUCACCUUCCCUAGGCCUUUUGCAUGACCUGCUCCAACUUGAUCUUUCUUCUAAUCAGCUCUCAGGCCCCAUUCCAACUACUCUUUCAAACCUUUCUUCUUUGGAAUCUUUGCUUCUUUACUCUAACCAGCUUUCUGGUCCCAUUCCUUCUCAACUUGGCAUUCUCAUCAACCUCCAAAUUCUCAAAAUUGGUGACAAUGGCCUCACAGGGCCUAUUCCUGCUUCUUUUGGUAAUCUUGAUAAUUUGAUCAUUCUUGGCCUGGCCUCAUGCAGUCUUAGUGGUCAUAUACCUCCAGAGUUAGGUAAACUUGGGCAGCUUCAGUACUUGAUUUUGCAGGACAAUCAGCUGGAUGGCCCUAUUCCAGCUGAGCUUGGGAAUUGUUCUAACCUUGUUGUAUUCACUGCCGCCCUUAAUAACUUGAAUGGAUCAAUUCCAGCAGAAUUGGGUAGCCUUCAGAAUCUCCAGACACUAAACCUUGCCAAUAAUACUCUUUCAGGUGAAAUUCCUGCCCAGCUUGGUGAAAUGAGUCAAUUGGUAUAUUUGAAUCUGCUUGGUAAUCAGCUUCAAGGUGGAAUUCCUAAGUCCUUGGCAAACUUGCAAAAUCUUCAGACUCUAGACUUGUCCGCCAAUAAGCUCUCUGGUGGAAUCCCUGCUGAAUUUGGUAAUAUGGGUCUAAUCAAUUACUUGGUUUUAUCAAGUAACAAUCUUUCUGGUCUAAUUCCAAAGGAAUUAUGUACUAACACCACCAAUUUGGAACAUUUGAUGCUAGCCCAAAAUCAACUUUAUGGUGGGAUUCCUGUGGAAUUGAAAGACUGCAGGUCAUUGAAGCAACUUGAUUUAUCUAAUAAUACUCUAAAUAGCUCAAUCCCAUUAGAGCUUUAUGAGUUGGCUGAAUUGACUGAUCUCUUGCUCAACAACAAUACUUUGGUUGGUACAAUUUCUCCUUCUAUUGCCAACCUCAGUAACCUGCAGACAUUGGCAUUGUACCAAAACAAUUUAAAGGGCAAUUUGCCUAGAGAGAUUGGAAUGCUAGGAAACCUUCAGAUUCUUUAUCUUUAUGAUAAUCAAUUAUCUGGGGAGAUUCCUGAAGAGAUUGGUAAUUGCUCAAGCUUGCAAAUGAUUGAUUUCUUCGGAAAUCAAUUCUCGGGUCAGAUGCCUAUGACAAUUGGAAUGUUAAAGCAGCUGAAUUUCCUUCAUCUCAGACAGAAUGAUCUCUCAGGUGAGAUUCCAGCCAGUUUGGGAAAUUGCCGUGAACUGACAAUCCUUGAUUUGGCAGAUAAUCGGCUUUCUGGUGGAAUUCCUCCCACUUUUGGUAACCUUCAAGCUCUGCAAGAGUUCAUGCUGUACAAUAAUUCGCUUGAAGGUACUAUCCCUGAUGAACUGAUCAAAAUUUCAAAUCUGACAAGAGUCAAUUUGUCAAGUAACAAAUUGAAUGGUAGCAUUGCUGCACUCUGUAGUUCGCAUUCCUUUCUUUCUUUUGAUGUUACAGACAAUGCAUUUGAUCAAGAAAUCCCUUCACAAUUAGGCUAUUCACCUGCUCUUGAAAGGUUAAGAUUAGGGAACAACCAAUUGACUGGUAAAAUCCCUUGGACAUUUGGAUUUAUCAGGGAACUAUCCCUUCUAGAUAUCUCAGGAAAUUCACUCACUGGUUCUAUACCUUUCCAGCUUUCAUCGUGCAAGAAACUGACACAUCUUGAUCUCAAUAAUAACCUUCUUUCUGGACCAAUUCCAUCUUGGCUUGGAACUUUGCCUCUAUUGGGUGAGCUGAAGCUCUCCUCUAAUCGCUUUUAUGGACCUCUUCCUCAAGAAUUAUUUAACUGCUCCAAACUUCUAGUGCUUUCUAUUAACGAUAAUUCACUCAAUGGCACUCUUCCUCCCGAAAUUGGUAGACUCAAUUCUCUCAACGUCCUCAAUCUUGAUGCUAACCAACUUUCUGGUCCUAUGCCUUCAACCAUUGGUGGCUUAAGUAAGCUUUACGAACUUCAUCUUGCCCGAAACAGCUUAAGUGGAGAAAUUCCUAGUGAGAUUGGGAGUUUGCAGAAUCUCCAAAGUAUUCUCGACUUAAGUUACAAUAACCUCACUGGUCUAAUCCCAUCCUCCAUCGGUCCACUGUCGAAACUUGAAGCGCUUGAUUUAUCUCACAAUGAACUUUCAGGAGAAGUACCUCCUAAAGUUGGUGAGAUGAUCAGCUUGGGUAGGCUUAACCUUUCUUACAACAAUCUCCAAGGGAAACUGGACAAGCGGUUUGCUCACUGGCCAGUUGCGGCAUUUGUUGGAAAUUCACUUCUUUGUGGAAGUCCUCUCCAGAGCUGCAAGGACUUCCAGGAAAAUAAGAAUUCAGGUCUAAGUCAGUCAUCAGUAGUGGUAAUAUCGGCAAUAUCUACUGUAGUUGCAAUUAUUCUUCUGUUAUUUGGAGCUGCCCUGUUCUUUAGAAGCAGGCGAGAAGUCAUAGGGGGGGCCAGUAGUGAAGGGAGCUGUGCCUAUUGGUCGAGUUCUUCCCAGGCUCAAAAGCGACCACUAUUUCAGCAGCAUGCUGCCAGACUUGAUAUCAGAUGGGAGGACAUAAUGGAAGCCACAAACAACCUCAGCGAAGAGUUUAUGAUUGGGUCUGGAGGAUCAGGAACUAUCUACAGAGCUCAGCUGUUCAAUGGAGAAACAGUGGCAGUCAAGAAGAUUCGAAGAAAGGAUGAUCCAAUGCUGGACAAAAGCUUUGCGAGAGAAAUUAAGACUCUUGGUAGGAUCAGACACAGGCAUCUGGUCAAGUUGUUGGGGUACUGUAACAACAAAGGAGAGCACUCAAAUUUACUGAUCUAUGAAUUCAUGGAGAACGGAAGUGCGUGGGAUUGGCUACAUAAGCAACCAAGCAAUCACAAGAAGAAGAAAGGCCUUGACUGGGAGGCGAGACUGAGGAUAGCAGUGGGGUUGGCCCAAGGAGUGGAGUAUCUUCAUCAUGAUUGUGUGCCUAGAAUCAUUCACAGAGAUAUCAAGUCUAGCAAUGUGUUGCUAGACUCAAAUAUGGAGGCACAUUUGGGCGAUUUUGGACUGGCAAAAGCUCUCACGAGCAACUAUGAUUCUGUAGAUACUGAGUCGAACUUAUGGUUUGCAGGCUCUUACGGCUAUAUUGCACCAGAGUAUGCUUAUUCUUUGAAAGCAACAGAGAAGAGUGAUGUAUACAGCAUGGGCAUUGUGCUCAUGGAGCUAGUGAGUGGAAGAAUGCCAACUGAUGGGAAUUUUGGCGAGGACAUAGACAUGGUAAGAUGGGUUGAAUCCCGCAUUGAAAUGCAAGGAUCUGCUUGCGAGGAGCUAAUUGAUCCGGCAAUGAAGCCACUCUUACCCCAUGAAGAAAAUGGUGCGUUCCAGGUGCUAGAAAUUGCACUGCAAUGUACGAAAACUGCACCUUUUGAAAGACCAACAUCACGGCAAGCCUGUGAUCUAUUGCUGCAUAUAUUUAACGACAGGAUGGUUCAAUCUGAGAAGAUGAGUCCUGAUCCAUAUGCAUAG